AUGCCCAUAGGGAUGUCAUGGUGUACUGACCACACCCAGGGCUGUAUUCUGAAUCACUGCAGCAAGCAGGAAUUUAAACAAAAGAAAACUAUAAGAGAACAGAUGGACGUAAUAGUGGAAGUACAAUCUGAAGAUCUGCAUUCCAGCCACCGUGACGUGAGGCCUCUGAUUCAUGACAGGGAUCCCAAAAGAGUCAACAAGAGUCUUAAGGUCACGUUUGAGGAUGUGAUUGCAGAACCUCCCUCAGUGCGCAGCUUUGAUAAAGUGUGGCUGUGGAGUCAUGCCCUGUUUGAGGUGUCCAGACUGUGGUGCUACCGCUUCAUCUCCCUCCUGCUGGCAGUGCCGGUCUCGCUGGCAGCAGGGCUCCUUUUCGCAGUGCUCAGCUGCCUUCAUAUCUGGCUGAUCAUGCCCUGUGUGCAACUCCUUCUCAUCAACAUGCAAUGGGUCCAGACUGUGUGGGGCAGCAUACUGAACAUUCUCAUCAGCCCCUUCUUUACCAGUGCUGGAAAGUGCUGUGGUAGAAUCACCAUCCAUCUGUCAAAAGAUGAAGACAGGCAUACACAAACAAGAGCUGAGUAA
Molecule: messenger RNA, 579 nt
Organism: Scomber japonicus (chub mackerel)
Lineage: Eukaryota; Metazoa; Chordata; Actinopteri; Scombriformes; Scombridae
Product: caveolin-2-like
Exons: 4
Coding region: 1-579 (192 amino acids)
Biological process (GO): caveola assembly
Cellular component (GO): caveola
Molecular function (GO): molecular adaptor activity
Source: RefSeq, a predicted model, not a curated record